Amorphotheca resinae ATCC 22711 is the source of this 1544-nucleotide messenger RNA. RefSeq lists its product as hypothetical. The coding region runs from base 21 to 1265 and encodes 414 amino acids. Lineage: Eukaryota; Fungi; Ascomycota; Leotiomycetes; Helotiales; Amorphothecaceae. Gene Ontology annotation, molecular function: nucleic acid binding. The transcript is spliced from 4 exons. The record is from RefSeq and is a predicted model, not a curated record.
UUUGAGAGUUACUCUGAACGAUGCCUUCCCUACCAGCAGAUAAUGGAGAUCCGAGAGGCAUUCCAGUAUUUCACCUGACAGCAUCAGAGCUAUAUGCUAUGCACCAGCAGGCACUAGCUGUUUCUGACAGCGUGAAGGGAGUCACUAGCAGCAACGAGCAUACCGUCAACCAUCAGACUCAUGCAGAGAAUUCUCAACUUCAUAAUCAUGAUCGUCAAUCAAAUGCUCUCGGCAUGGUGAUGUAUAUUACCACCCAGGAUGCUGAGGCUCCUCGAUCUGUUAGAUCUCUAACUGGGAGCCAUGGAUCUCAAACCUCCAAGCGGAUCAGUCACCACGAGGUGUUCUCGCGUUCUUCCGAAACUCAAGAAAAGAUGACGAUUUCAACUUCCAGUGCCGGUAUUCUAGUACGACUUACCUCACCAGUGGCUUCUUGCCAAGACAAAGACGUCCUUGGCUACGCUGCUCAAUCGGAGAUAAAAUUCAAUGAGCUAGAGGAGCUACACGACUCCUCUGACAAGUCCACAACUUCAGCGGGGCAGGGGCAGUCCAGACAGGAGUUUGAACCAUCACGAGCUCUAACCAACGUACAUCGAUAUAUCCAUCCUAGCAUGGUUAUAAAGGCACUUAGCGCAGGAAUUGACCUUCGAUCGUCAAACUAUCAAGGGGACAUUACGGACUCCUACGUUGUGAACGCUAUCCUGCCGAAUGAAUUUAACUGUGCCCUCAGAAUCUGCGGCAUCCCUGCGGAGGCCGAAACAAAGGAAAUAUUUAAUGUUUUUCAGGGCAAGGUCUUUGCAUUCUCCAAGCAACUACCAGUCCCGGGAUGUUACGACACAUGCGCUUGCAGAGUUGCCUUUACAACCAGAGAUGCUGCAGAGAGGAUGAUGGAUAGAAUCAACCUCAAAGGAGUAUUCAUUAGAGGCUAUCGACUUAGGGCAAUGUGGAACCGCGAUGCCUCCCCCCCAAGACCCUACAGCGAGCGUCAUCAGUCAAGGGUCAUACGAAUUACAGGCCCACGAAGAAAUUUCACAGCUGAUGGGAUCGAAGACUUCUUUCGUCAGACUAUCAAAUUCGAUCUCGUUGGAAGGAGGGAGUGGAUCUUCGCAGGAGAAGGAAGAACGGUAGAAUUGUCAUUCGAUUCGAUCCGAGGACAAAGCCGGGCCGCCAUGAAAUGCUUCAAGGAAUUCAUCAGAGGAACCGUCUAUAACGAUCAAUUUUCGAUAUUUUUUGCCCCGGACCCGUGCGAGAAAGCCGGUAAUAACUAGGAUACUGGGACUGGAACGGGCAGAGGUAUUAGACUUGAAAGUUAAUCCUGAUGAUCAUAGGUGUUGUACUGUUGGCUGCGUUUGGGCAGAUAGGAUGAUAAUUGCGCCAGGAGACCUUCUAUAGCAUUCCAAACGUUGGUUUCCACAUCUUGAGUUUUCUCUUCAGUAUCAGCAAGCCCCUCAUCGAGUUGGACUUUAUGGGGUUCCCGAAUAAGGAAAAUCUGGUGUGUCAAUCAGUUAGAGAAAGGGAGCGAGCGGGGAUUUAUCUCUCGAUUCCAG